GAUCUGAUAAGAUCAGCAGACGGCACCUCCUGCGUCGCACCACCACCUCAUCUCCCCCAACUGUUGCCCGGCAUGCCCUCGCAAAGUUCCCUUCAGUGUCUGCCGUCGCGUCGUCAACCCAGCGGCCGGGCGACGACUUGCGCGGCCCCACGGCGGGUAGGCGCGAACUGCCGCUCCACGUGAUGCAAUGACGUGCCUCUCCAAGCCCUGACAUGAAAUAGUCCAAAAAUCCCGAAUAUUCUGCUCACUACGCUCUACCACCACCUCACUUGCCGACAUGUCCAAUCCCAGCCCAACACCAUCCACCUCGCACGUCAGCGCACCCUCUGAGGCCACUGUCGUGGAGGAUCCUGCACCCUCCGUCCCGCUCAAGCGCCAGGGAGGCGCGAUAUCGCAAAGCAAGCCCCCCGUCUGGCCGAUCACAGACGCGGCGAGCAGCCAGGAAAUCCCCAUUGCCGCAAAAUGCGCGAAGCCUGUCCGCCCCGACGGUACCUGCUGCAAGGAGCUCAAAGACCCGGACGAGCGCACGCUCAUCGACCCCGACAUCGUGCGCGAUGUGGUCAUCGGCUUAUCUGACGGGCUAACCGUCCCCUUCGCCCUCACUGCCGGUCUCUCCUCCCUGGGCGAGUCCAAGCUCGUCGUCCUUGGCGGCGUCGCCGAGCUCAUCGCCGGCGCGAUCAGCAUGGGCAUCGGCGGCUUUCUCGGAUCGCAGUCCGAGCGCGACCAUUACCGCUACCUCAAGCGCCACACCGCCGCUCGCGUCGACCGCUCCUGCGAGGAGGAGAUGGAGCGCGAGGUCACUGAGAUCCUCGGCCCGGUCGGCGUCGACCCGCAAACAUGCAACCUCGUCGCGCGCAGCUUGCGGAAAGCGGAAGACAGCGCGGGUAGCUCAUCGGGCGGGCGGGACGAGGAGGAGGGCUCGUUGCGGUGGGCGAAGGAUGUUGGCCUCACCGCCUUCUUGUUGAAGUUCGGCGAGGGAUUGGAGGAAGUCCCCGACAAACGCAUGUACAUCUCCGCCUUCACCAUCGGCAUGGGCUACCUCCUUGGCGGCCUCAUCCCCUUGAUACCCUACUUCUUCAUCCCCCGCGCGCACACCGCCCUUAUCUACUCCUCCGUCUUCACCGGCGUCGUCCUCCUCAUCUUCGGCGCCGUCAAGGCGCGCAUCACCGGCGCAACAGAGAGCAAGCUGGACUACGUCUGGGGCGCGGUGACAACAUUGCUCGUCGGUGGUCUCGCGGCUGGGGCCGCGUUUGGCAUCGUUCGCGCCCUCGAGACGUGAUAAUGCAGGACGAACUAUGUUACACGCCAAUCAUAAUCUGUACUCGUAUCUACCAGGACAUACUAUAUUCAAACGAUCUGAGCCCUUCCUGUAGUAGUGCCUUUGAACAUGCGUUCGAUUUCGCACCGAGUCCAAAC
This is a messenger RNA of Schizophyllum commune H4-8, 1416 nucleotides long. RefSeq names its product DUF125-domain-containing protein. The transcript has 3 exons. The record is from RefSeq and is a predicted model, not a curated record. Gene Ontology annotation, cellular component: fungal-type vacuole membrane. The coding region runs from base 278 to 1279 and encodes 333 amino acids. Gene Ontology annotation, molecular function: iron ion transmembrane transporter activity; manganese ion transmembrane transporter activity. Gene Ontology annotation, biological process: intracellular manganese ion homeostasis. Lineage: Eukaryota; Fungi; Basidiomycota; Agaricomycetes; Agaricales; Schizophyllaceae.